UUUCAUGCACUUGCUCUUUGCCUCACCUACUCAUUUCCAGUGAGGAUGGACUGUUCCUAAAAGUGUUCAUCUGAUCUGACGGAGAUGGAAUGUGAUGAUUUGAGAACAAUGAAGACUAGCUGAAAGACGGUGAGGAGAGACGCCACAGGCUGCUCUACAGCUGCUCCUGCUGUCUCUCUGCACUGUACUGUAACCAUGGCGAUGCUCAGCGUACCACUGGUGGCUGUCUCCUGCAGCUUCCUGGUGUUCCAGUGGCUGUUCCAUAGAGUCAGCCCGAGGCUGUUUCCGUGGCUCUGCCCUGCCUUCGCCUGUCUACCACACUCCUGCAGGACGGAGUGGAACGCCAGAGCAGUAUCCACGGUCCACGCUCUUGUAGUGUCUCAGUUCAGUCUCUAUAUAUUUCUAUUUGAUGAAGCCAUCAACGAGAGCCCUAUCUGGGGAGAUCCAACCUGGGUGAAGCUCAACGUUGCCAUAACAACUGGAUACUUACUCUCAGAUUUGCUCAUCAUGUUUUCGUCUUGGGAGAUUAUUGGGGACAAACUCUUUGUGUUGCAUCACCUAGCGGCUCUGUAUGCGUACUCAUAUGUGCUGGACCAAGGCAUAUUGCCCUACUUUGCCAACUUCCGCCUUUUAUCAGAGUUCUCCACCCCUUGUGUAAAUCAGCGGUGGUUCUUCAAAGCGCUGGGUUACCCAAAGACCUCUGUGCCAAACCUGGUCAAUGGUGCGUUGAUGGCAGCCAUGUUUUUCUUGGUGAGGCUUGCUGUGCUUCCUGUCUACUACUAUCGUGUGUUUGGAGUCUAUGGCACACAAGCCUACUACCAGCUGUCCACAGGGGGGCGUUCGGCAUGGUUGCUGUCCAGCCUGUGUCUUGACGUGCUGAACAUGCUCUGGAUGUGGCGUAUCUGGAAGGGAUGCCUGCGGGUCCUCCACUCCUACAGAGGGGUCAGGGGUCAACCUGGCUCCAAGACACACUGAAGAGCAAUGAAGGACAAGAACUGUAUAGCUUCAACGUCACUGGAAUGUUGUGAUGUGAAUCUAUGUUUCGGCAGACAAGAACUGUAGCUUCAAUGUGGUUGUGAUAUUAUGAUGUGAGUCUAUGUUUCAGGGUGUGUGAAAAGAG
Messenger RNA from Sardina pilchardus (European sardine), 1120 nucleotides. RefSeq names its product TLC domain-containing protein 4-B-like. Gene Ontology annotation, cellular component: endoplasmic reticulum; membrane. The transcript is spliced from 7 exons. Gene Ontology annotation, biological process: lipid homeostasis. The record is from RefSeq and is a predicted model, not a curated record. NCBI's taxonomy places the organism in Eukaryota, Metazoa, Chordata, Actinopteri, Clupeiformes, Clupeidae. The coding region runs from base 196 to 975 and encodes 259 amino acids.